Molecule: messenger RNA, 3058 nt
Organism: Dicentrarchus labrax (European seabass)
Lineage: Eukaryota; Metazoa; Chordata; Actinopteri; Moronidae
Gene: fkbp4
Product: FKBP prolyl isomerase 4
Exons: 11
Coding region: 463-1830 (455 amino acids)
Molecular function (GO): protein binding; peptidyl-prolyl cis-trans isomerase activity
Source: RefSeq, a predicted model, not a curated record
AUAUCGCUUGUCAGUCGCUUUGGCAGCAAGACAACGUGGACUUCCAGCGACCUGAUCGGAAGCUCAUAUCCUGCUGCCAUACAAGUGUGACUGGUGCAAAGCGACUGCACGGUUUUCAACGCAGCUAAGUUAAAGCGUUAAGCUGUUUUAAAUAUCAUUAUUUCUUUUAAAUUCACAGUUCGCAUUCAUAAGUAGCGUGAGGUUUUGUAGCGGAGAGCUUUAAAAAAACAACAAAAAAAACAAAACCCAGCGUUAGUUGGCUAGCUAGCGUUGACCUUAUUCAAGAUCUGCCGCUUUGCUGCACUUGACGUGUUUUCUUUUGUGGAAGUAGUUAGCAUUUAGCCGCCACUGCCAUUAGCCCAGUGAUAGUGUGAAUUGUAGUGCAGCUCAGGGUUAGAGAGAGAGAGAGAGAGAGAAAGAGAAAGAGAGAGAGAAAGAGGAAAAAAAGCUAAACAUUACUUCAUGACAAUGACUGCGGAGGAGCAGACGAGUGAAGGACAACACACCAUCCCAAUGGAGGGGGAGGAUAUCACACCAAAGAAAGACGGGGGUGUUUUAAAGCUGGUGAAAAGGGAAGGCACAGGCACAGAGCUGCCCAUGACUGGUGACAAAGUGUUUGUACAUUACGUGGGCACGCUUCUGGAUGGUACUCACUUCGACUCGAGCAGAGACAGAGGAGAGAAGUUUUCCUUCGAGUUGGGCAAAGGCCAAGUAAUAAAGGCAUGGGACAUCGGUGUAGCCACAAUGAAAGUGGGGGAGUUGUGCCAGCUCAUCUGUAAACCAGAGUAUGCUUAUGGAUCUGCAGGUAGUCCACCCAAGAUACCCCCGAAUGCUACUCUUGUUUUUGAGGUGGAACUUUUUGAGUUUCGGGGUGAGGACAUAACUGAGGAUGAGGAUGGAGGAAUCAUCCGUCGGAUUAUCACUAAAGGGGAGGGAUAUUCCAAACCUAAUGAAGGAGCUGCUGUUGAAGUAACUGUGGAGGGUUCCUGCGAGGGACGUGUGUUCGACGAGAGAGAACUGAAGUUUGAGAUUGGAGAUGGAGAGAAUCUUGGCUUUCCAGCUGGAGUAGAGAAAGCUAUCAUGGCUAUGGAGCAGGGGGAGGAGGCACUCUUCACUAUGAAGCCUAAGUAUGGCUUUGGGAAUGCUGGAAAUGCAAAUUAUAACAUACCUGGCGGAGCAACACUGCAAUACAAAAUCAAACUGGCAGCGUUUGAGAAGGCUAAGGAAUCGUGGGAGAUGAACACUGGAGAGAAGCUGGAACAGAGCAGUAUUAUAAAAGAGAAAGGAACACAGUAUUUUAAGGAGGGGAAAUACAAGCAGGCGUCAGUGCAGUACAAAAGGAUCGUGUCAUGGCUGGAACAUGAAUCUGGUUUGUCAGAAGAGGACGAGAAGAAAGCGAGAGCAUUGCGGCUGGCUGCACAUCUGAACUUGGCCAUGUGCUUCCUUAAACUACAGGAGCCAAGCCAAGCUCUAGAAAGCUGUGAUAAGGCUUUGGAGUUGGAUGCAUCCAGUGAGAAGGCUCUGUUCCGAAGGGGCGAGGCACUCUUUGGCAUGAAGGAGUUUGACAGGGCAAGAGAUGACUUUCAACAAGUUGUUCAACUGUAUCCUGCCAACAAAGCUGCCAAGAGCCAGGUGGUUCUUUGUCAGAAACGUAUCAAGGAGCAGCACGAGAAAGACAAACGCGUCUACGCCAACAUGUUCCAGAAAUUUGCAGAGAGGGAUUCAAAGAAAGAAGCAGAGAAGGUGAAGAGUGGAAGCAAGGAGAACGGUGAAGAUGAGAUGGAGAUUCAGAACGGAGAAAAGGAGGAUGCAAGCGAAGCAAAGGCGUAGAUGAAGAUGUGACUAUUAUGGUUCAUCUGUUCUUCAGACUUUUGUAUUUUCAGCCAUUUGUGUUUAAGGUGUGACUGUGUGACCAUAUGAAGAGUGUGUGUGAGUGUGUGUGAGUGUGUGUGAGUGUGUGUGUGUGUGUGAGUGUGUGUGAGUGUGUGUGAGUGUGUGUGAGUGUGUGUGAGUGAGAGAGAGAACAAGCGUGUAAACAAGAGCACUGAUUUUUGGGUGUGUCUUCUCUGGCUUUCUUUGUGUCCGGGCUUUUUGCUGUGGCUGCUAGCGGAGCCGGUGGGGCUUCUCCGGCUGAUGGCACUGUGGGACAUGGUUUUGAUAAAUUAAUUGUAUGCCACAACCCCACCCCUGAACCCUUUCAACCCACAGCUUUGAACUGUGCAUGUGUUCUCACAGCGUUCUGGGUAGGAAACAAGUGCAUCCAAGUGUUAAGUGCAGCAUUUCAAACCCUCACCCGUCAAGGGCUAGACCAUUCACCUUGCACUACCCCUCUCUGUCCUACACCCAUCCUCACAUUUUAUGCUAUCCAUCCAACCAACCCUCUUCUCAUGGGCCUACUGAUCAAUUCCUGGAGUUGUGAUGGUUGUGUGCAUAGAUGUGAUGCGUUUGAAUGUUAGAGUGCUUGUGUCCCAAAGUACGUAUGUAGCAGCACUGUGGAUAGCUGGUGUAAUAAGACGUAAACCUGGAAUAGCUGUCGGAGCUUCUUUCACAAUCUAAAUACGGAGCUCCCCUAUAACCCCCAGGGUACAGGACUGUUCACCUUUUCUUUGGAAAUACUGACUUUGUACUUUUUCCCCCAGUGUUGUGCUUGUGAUUUUCUGUAUUGUUCUCAAAAUGAUGAAUACAACCAAUGAAUUAACUGGAAUAUGUGCAUCCAGCUAGAAAGGACAUUAAUCCGCUUCUCCUGGACACACUCGAGUAAUAAACAGUCAAGUCUUUAGUCUUAAUUUACUGUAAAAAAGUAAAAUGUUUUGAACGUGUGCAUAUAUGGCUCAUCAGAUUCGGGCUGUUACAGACUGUAUGCCAGAGGAGGAUGCUUGCCCUGUCUGUUCAUUUUUAGUCAACAGCACCUGCAGAGUUGGUCAGAAACUGAGCUAGGGGGGGCUAAUUUAAAAACGGAGCUGUGGGUUGUGUGUUGAGUUUAUCUUUUGCCUGUUGGAAGGGUCACUGCUUGGUCUGCCCUGACAUAGCGAUAUAAUAAACAAUAGCUACAACUUGA